This is a messenger RNA of Fulvia fulva, 903 nucleotides long. RefSeq lists its product as uncharacterized. The transcript is spliced from 4 exons. Gene Ontology annotation, cellular component: Golgi apparatus; cortical endoplasmic reticulum. The record is from RefSeq and is a predicted model, not a curated record. Gene Ontology annotation, biological process: sphingolipid metabolic process; intracellular sterol transport; regulation of plasma membrane sterol distribution. The coding region runs from base 1 to 903 and encodes 300 amino acids. Lineage: Eukaryota; Fungi; Ascomycota; Dothideomycetes; Mycosphaerellales; Mycosphaerellaceae.
AUGCCGAUAUGUAUCGAAUGUCGCUACCCAGUCAGCAAUCUAUACACGACCUACAGCAAAGCCGAUGACAAGGCCUUGGGAAAGGGCGUUCGCCUGACACAAUGCCCACGAUGCAAGCGCUUCGCCGAUAAAUAUGUCGAGCAUGACUUUGUUGUGUUGUUUAUUGAUUUGGUGUUGAUUAAGCCGCAAGUCUACCGCCAUCUGCUUUUCAACAGGCUAGGACGAGAGGAUGACAAGUUUGACCCCUCCAUCCUCCGCCUCGGCAUCCUCCUCCUGCUCUUCGACGUCUACCUAACCUGGGCCCGAAUCGAAAAAGCAACCCCAACCUCACCAUCCCUCCCCCUCUCGCCACCACCACCACCACCACUACCACCCUUCCCCUCCGGCUCCAACACCACCAGCCUUCCCGACCAAGACUCCGACCACUCCAGCUUCCUCGCCACGCAACCAAUCCUCCUGCAAUACCUCUUCUUCCUCUUCCUCUGCACUCUGGAAACAGCUUCCUUCCACCUCCCAAUCCGCUGGGUCCUGUCCCUCAAGCUGCCUCUCAUCCCGCACUACCCGCAUGCUGCAUUGAUCAGCACAGCACUGCUGGUCAGCUCUUUCACGAAGCUGUUCCCGCUUAUGCUGCUGGUUUGGAAGUAUGAUCUGCCCAGCAGUGCGAGCGCUGUGAGCUGGGCGGUAAUCAUCAAUAAUGUGGCGGCGCUGGAGAUUUUGCUGGAUUGUGGGUACGUCAGAGCGGCGCUGUUGGCGGGCGUGGGUGCGGUGGGGAGGGCGGGAGUUGGAAUGGGCAUACUGCGAGCUGUGGGAGUAGGCGGAGGUGUAGCUGCCGCGGGAGUGGUAGAGACGGGAGAUCUGAUAGAUGUAUGGCGCAGACUCAUGGAGACUGUUGGGCUGGGUUAA